AUGGAAGCUGAAUCUCAAGCGUCCGCGAUAAUUCCUCUUGCCUUGCCCAAAGGAGCGGAAAAGUUCUGCGAGCUUUGCCAAAGAGAAGCCCGCCUGCAAUGUAGCAAGUGUCGAGUCACUUUUUACUGUGCUGCAGAGCACCAGCAGGCUGACUGGGUGGGGAUCCACAAGAGAAUUUGUCAGCUGCUUGUUCCCAUCCGCGCCCUGACACUCCGCAGUCUCCAACAGACCAGUCACACUGAAACACAAAUUAAAAAGGCAGAGCUUAUUGAGAUUUGCAGGUUGGUGGCUCAAAGUAAGCUAUCUGAGGGAAAACACCAAGAGGCUCUGCCUGCUGCUCAGCUCUGCCUGCGCUGUUCCAUAGACGUUCAUGGCCCUAACACCGUCCAGCUGGUCCCUGCCUACCUGCUGCUGGCUGAAGCCAACAUGGGUUUGGGUAAUCUAGACCUUGUGGCAGAUUUCCUGUCCCAGGCAGAGUGGGCAGUGUUGAAGAGUCCAAAAUGUGGUCUCACAAUCCACCACCAGCUCCACAGGAGCCUGGGCCGCCUCCAUGUGGCGACUGGAGACCUGGAGACUGCGUUGCAUAACUUUGCAAAUGAUAUCUACUUUGCUACUGAGGAGUAUGGUCUGGAUAGCACAGUCACCUCUCGGGGCUACUUUCUCAUGGCUGAUGUGUUUACCAAGCAGGGGAAGAUGCCCACUGUUCGUUCCUUGUACUCUGAGGUGGCACGUAUUUGGCACCGUCACCUGACCAGACUUCUCGAGACUCGCAAAGAAAGCAUCCAAAAUCCACCGGUGGACUCCUUUUAUGACAAAGCCGAGCGAGUUGAAGUGGAUGAGAUGUUGAGAACUAUGUUGGAGUUUGAGCAGAAAGACACCAGAAAAGACCCAGCACGGAUUGCAGUGGUGGCCCACUGCCUGGCCAUGUUGUCGUUCCUAGGAGGAGACUUCCUCAAGGCGCAGGGAUUUGGCAGCACAGCCUUGCAGGCCAGCCAGCUGAUACCAGACCAUGACCUGACAGAGCCCAUCCAGGCCCUGCUGCAACUUGUGAAGAUACUCCACACAGUCCCACAUCCUGGCUCUGCGGAGUCACAGUACUAAGCCCUGCCCAUCGC
This is a messenger RNA of Pelmatolapia mariae (spotted tilapia), 1115 nucleotides long. It is a transcript of the gene zmynd12, whose product is annotated as zinc finger, MYND-type containing 12. The record is from RefSeq and is a predicted model, not a curated record. Gene Ontology annotation, molecular function: protein binding. Bases 1 to 1101 code for a protein of 366 amino acids. Lineage: Eukaryota; Metazoa; Chordata; Actinopteri; Cichliformes; Cichlidae. The transcript is spliced from 8 exons.